UUUAGGCGGAUUUUGAAAUGAUGAUUACUUGGCGAUCGUUUCCCAAAUUGCUAAUUGUGGUGCCAUUGCUGCACUUAUACCUGGCCCACUGUGUUCAGGCCGAAUCUGAGGAUCUUAAGCGUCGCAAGGAGUCGGGUAAAAAGUAAAUGUCCCUAUUGAAUAUAUUAUAGGUAAAUUGAAUUGCCUGGCUGAUGAAGCAGGGGAAGUUGCGAAAAACAUAACUGGACACCCUGUACGGAAGCUCGACGGCGAGGAAGUAAAUGCACACAAAUUACCCCAAGCCAAAAACUUAUCGACAAGCGUCGCUCGAACUGAAACGGAAGCAGAAAGUCAAGGUGCAAAACCAAAAAUCAUUACACCUGUUCACAAACACAACAAGCCGAGGAAGAUGUGAGUGUAGAAAGCGUAGAAAUCGAAUGGACAGCGGAGAAUAAUGUGAGGCACGCCAAGUUGAAAAUUUAACGCUCGUAGUUCAUCCGCAAGGGUUGAAGAAGUUCUUCUUGGGGUUUGGGUAGCUAUGUUUCUUUUUUUUAUUUUCGGAUAUAUAUUUCGGGGAAAACUGGUCACGGUGCAUGCACACCUCUUUCUGUUGCAUGUGGCAGGCGACACAAAUGCAAAGCAAACGAAAAUUGUACUGUCUUGAUAUCAGAAAUUAAUAAACUUAAUGAGCGGCCAGCGACAGAUAGACAUCUGCAACAGGUUCAUCUGGUUGCAGCUGCAUUUGCUCGACUUGCAAAAUGA
Drosophila rhopaloa is the source of this 741-nucleotide messenger RNA. RefSeq lists its product as uncharacterized. The transcript has a single exon. Lineage: Eukaryota; Metazoa; Arthropoda; Insecta; Diptera; Drosophilidae. The record is from RefSeq and is a predicted model, not a curated record.